Messenger RNA from Macroventuria anomochaeta, 2230 nucleotides. RefSeq lists its product as uncharacterized. The coding region runs from base 41 to 2191 and encodes 716 amino acids. Gene Ontology annotation, molecular function: DNA-binding transcription factor activity, RNA polymerase II-specific; zinc ion binding; sequence-specific DNA binding. NCBI's taxonomy places the organism in Eukaryota, Fungi, Ascomycota, Dothideomycetes, Pleosporales, Didymellaceae. Gene Ontology annotation, biological process: positive regulation of transcription by RNA polymerase II; DNA-templated transcription. The record is from RefSeq and is a predicted model, not a curated record. The transcript is spliced from 2 exons.
UGCACACUCUCGAUGCACUUGUCAGAAAACGCCAUCAUCGAUGGAUGCGUCUACUACAGGCGCGGCGAAGCGCAAGCACAGACCGGGGCUACAGCGUGUCUCAAUUGCAUGCGAGCGCUGCCGAAGUCGCAAACACAAGUGCGACAGGAAGCUCCCAGAAUGCUCGACAUGUCUUGCUGCGGGCGCAGAAUGCGUUGUCCUGGACAGAACCACGCACCGACAAUAUCCUCGCGGUCACGUGGAGGACAUGGAAGCCCAGAUGUUAAGCCUCAGAACACGCUUAGAGGAGGUCGAGCAUGAGAAUACUACCUUGAAACAAGACCUGGAGUCAGCUCGCCGCCGCAAUGCACCAGGGGAAACACCGCGUGCACCAAGUCUGGAGAGCGGCACGCCCAAUGCCACUACCAAUACAUCAUCUGCUAGCCCAUUCGGAAGCUUGUUAGACGAAAUUAACCUUGUGCCCUCAGAUGUCACUUCAGGACAACGCUUUGUAGGCGAUUCUAGUGGCCUCUUCUUUGGCAAGAUCAUGCAAGCUGUGCUUCUGCAAGCAGACUACAAAGGCGAACAGGGGCCAGCAUCUGAUGCCCUACGACUGCGAGUCGCUGAUCGCACUGGAACUACUGCAUCGGAGACUAUCGUCUCUGUGCCACCAUUCGAGUAUCCGGACCUUGAUGUUGCCCACCGAUUGCAGAAUGCGUAUCAUACUUGUCGAUGGCCUGCAUUGCCGUUCUUACAUUGGCCUGCUUUCUUGAACAACCACUUUGGGCCAGUCAUGGCAUCUCCCAUGCAAGCCAGCGAUGUAUCUCGGUUCAUCACUCUCAUGGUCCUGUCGUUGGGAGCUAUUGAUCUCAAACGGCAAGACAAAAGCAUUGGUGAAAAGCACCUCGCUUACUUUCAGCAUGCUACUACGCACUAUCUGGAUGGGCUUUUGAAGGAUGACAGCGUCGAAACGGUGCAAGGCCUCCUCCUGGUAGCGCAGUUCGCUGUCAACGAGCAUCGCAGUGCGAAUGCAUGGCUCGUCAUUGGUCAAGCAAUACGAACGGCUGUUGAUCUGGGGCUCCAUCGUCUACAGCCUGCGACCUUCGAUCUGUACAAAUCGGAGAUGCGGAAGAGGGUGUUCUGGGCUGCUUAUGCGCUUGACCGCAACAUCUCGAUUACCUUGGGACGUCCUUGUGCCAUUCGGGACGAGGACAUCGACAUUCCACUUCCAUCAAACCUCACUGACGCCAGGCUCCUCACAGGCGACGACCUAUUCGAGGGUGCGUUCGCGCCCAAUCAUCCACUCGAUAUGUCGACUUUCAUUCACAUCAUCCAACUCCGCCAGCUACAAUCGAACAUCCAGUCUCUCUUCUACGCCGCUGAUACUACUUACACGCAGGCUGGAGGUACUCAGCUCCAUCAAGCAAAUAUUCGUGCACGGCUAGAGGAUUGGAUCUCAAGGUCACCGCGCUACACCCAGUCGACAAUGGCGACGUUCCAGUCUACGGAGUGGUUCCAAAUUGCCUACUCGCAUGCUCUGCUCCUGCUCUACCGUCCCUCGCCAGCCAGUCCCGUCGUCGACGCUGCCGCCCUUCAGACGUGCGCAGAUUCCGCUAUCGGCCUAAUCAGCUCAUACUCCACACUUUACGCCAAAAACAAGAUUACAUACACUUGGAUUGCUCUCCAUGGAUUGUUCAUGGCUAGUGUGACGAUGCUAUACACACUCAACGUUAGCCACGAUAUCAGGAGCAGUACGACCAAGACUGUUGUGAGAUCGAACAUUGCGUCAUGUCUGGCAUUGUUUCAAGUCAUGGCCAAACAUUGGCCACUGGCUAUACGCUGCCACGACAUCAUCGAGAGACUGGGCAACGCGACACUUGCGCUUUUUGAUGCGCCACCGCAGGAACUGCCCGCCGCAUCUGCCAGUGGCUUAAGCCAGCAGCACUUUGGGCAGAUCGAUACCGAAUUCAUGAAUUGGUUCGGUACUCGUGACGGUCAGUUGGAAUUUUCUUUCGAAGAUCUCCGGCAUGACUUGGAACAAGACGCCAUGGUGUCAGAUCACGCCCAUGCCAUUGACGACACGUCCAACCCAAUUGCAGGCGCAGCCUCCUUGCCACAAGACCUUGCCAACCUAUUUUCCGUGGGCUUCGAUACGACACUGCCAAUGAUGAUGACGGUUUUUGGAAACGAGUCUCGCGACCCUAUUGAAUGAGUCGUCAUCGAUGCUUUCCGCGCAUUCCCUGAUGCACGC